This is a messenger RNA of Prunus mume (Japanese apricot), 2007 nucleotides long. Its product is annotated as Cysteinyl-tRNA synthetase, class Ia family protein. Gene Ontology annotation, cellular component: cytoplasm. The record is from RefSeq and is a predicted model, not a curated record. NCBI's taxonomy places the organism in Eukaryota, Viridiplantae, Streptophyta, Magnoliopsida, Rosales, Rosaceae. Gene Ontology annotation, biological process: cysteinyl-tRNA aminoacylation. Gene Ontology annotation, molecular function: ATP binding; cysteine-tRNA ligase activity.
AAUAAAAUAUUUAUGAAAUGGAGGCAAAGCCUUGGAAAGCCCAAACAAAAUGGCCCGCUUAUUUAUUUGUAGAUAAAGCGCUAACAGAGUCUAUCGCAGAAAACGUUCAGUGACAGAGAGAGCAAGAUGAGCACUCUGCUCAAGUUCUACAGACCCUUGUUCUCGAUCCCCUACUCCACUCGGACGGUUCAACUCGGAACUCACCGUUUUCAUAGCUUGUUCAAGCCCAAAAGGAGAAUUCGUUGCGUGAGUACUUCAAGCCACUCUCAGCCGUCGAUUGGGGUAGGUGGUAAAUGGGCCAAAACUGAAGGGAAGGUGGGCAUGUAUGUUUGUGGAGUAACAGCCUAUGACCUCAGCCAUAUCGGCCAUGCUCGGGUCUAUGUUACCUUCGAUGUUCUGUACAGAUAUCUUAGGCAUUUGGGAUAUCAAGUCACUUAUGUUCGGAACUUCACAGAUGUUGAUGACAAAAUAAUUGCUAGAGCAAAGGAGUUGGGGGAGGAUCCAAUCAGUUUGAGCAGACGAUACUGUGAGGAGUUCAAUCGAGAUAUGGUCUAUCUUCAUUGCCUGCCUCCUUCUGUGGAACCACGAGUGUCCGAUCAUAUGCCACAGAUCCUUGAUAUGAUAAAGCAGAUUAUUGAAAAUGGAUAUGCCUACAUCGUUGAUGGGGAUGUGUACUUCAGUGUCGAAAAGUUCCCAGAUUAUGGACGUCUAUCUGGGCGAAAAUUAGAAGAUAAUCGAGCUGGUGAGCGGGUUGCUGUUGAUUCAAGGAAGAAACAUCCUGCUGAUUUUGCCCUGUGGAAGACUGCAAAGGAAGGAGAACCCUUCUGGGACAGUCCAUGGGGUCCUGGUAGACCUGGAUGGCAUAUUGAGUGCAGUGCUAUGAGUGCUGCUUAUCUGGGUUACUCUUUUGACAUACAUGGUGGAGGGAUGGACCUUGUGUUUCCCCACCACGAGAAUGAAAUUGCUCAGAGUUGUGCUGUGUGUAACCACAGUAAUAUAAGCUACUGGAUACACAAUGGUUUUGUCACUGUUGACUCAGAGAAAAUGUCCAAAUCCCUUGGAAACUUUUUCACAAUUCGGCAGGUUAUAGACCUUUACCAUCCCCUGGCUUUGCGACUUUUCUUGUUAGGGACCCACUAUCAGUCUCCAAUCAACUACUCUGAUGUGCAGCUUGAAAGUGCUUCAGAUCGGAUUUUCUACAUUUAUCAGACGUUACAUGAUUGUGAAAGUGCACUAAGCCAGCAUGAUGUGGUUACCCUGAAAGAUACCAUCCCACCUGAUACAGUGAACAGCAUCAAUAACUUCUAUAAUGUUUUUGUAACAUCAAUGUCAGAUGAUCUUCACACACCUGUUGUUUUGGCUGCACUAUCAGACCCAUUAAAAACUAUUAAUGAUCUGCUACAUACUCGUAAGGGGAAGAAGCAAGAAUUGCGGAUAGAGUCGCUUGCAGCUUUUGGGAAGAUACUUGGGAAUGUUUUGAGCACUUUAGGAUUGAUGCCUGAAAGUUACUUUGAGAUUCUGCAGCAGCUGAGGGAUAAGGCCUUGAAGCGUGCAAAGUUAACAGAAGAUCAAGUAUUGCAAAAAAUUGAUGAAAGAACUGCAGCAAGGAAGAACAAGGAGUAUGAAAGAUCAGAUAUAAUCAGGAAAGACUUAGCUGCUGUGGGGAUUGCUCUAAUGGACAGCCCAGAUGGGACAACAUGGAGACCAGCCGUACCUCUUGCAAUUCAAGAGCAGCAGCUUUCAAUAACUUAAAUAGCUCCUGCUAUCAGCAUUGUUACAAUUUUCCAGUAUCAUACCAUAUAGGAUUAGGGUACUUACAAUUUUCUUUCCUUAAGCGAUUCUUAAAAAUAGGUUUUGGGUUUCCAAAUGUAAUGAUAGAAAAAAGUAAAUUCAAGCUCAGGUUUGAUAACCAUGAGAAGAAAUUUGAUUGACCAUUGAUGAAGUUUUGGCGGCCAUGUCUGGUUCCCCAAUUUUUUAGCUUGUCAAUGAAUGGUUUUCGGCUUUAUC